Messenger RNA from Perca flavescens (yellow perch), 1786 nucleotides. Its product is annotated as visual system homeobox 2. Gene Ontology annotation, molecular function: sequence-specific double-stranded DNA binding; DNA-binding transcription factor activity, RNA polymerase II-specific. Gene Ontology annotation, cellular component: nucleus. The record is from RefSeq and is a predicted model, not a curated record. Gene Ontology annotation, biological process: regulation of transcription by RNA polymerase II. The transcript has 5 exons. NCBI's taxonomy places the organism in Eukaryota, Metazoa, Chordata, Actinopteri, Perciformes, Percidae. Bases 243 to 1397 code for a protein of 384 amino acids.
UUUGUCACAUUUAGCCUAAAUGCCAGAAAUUGUAUUAUGCUAUCUAGAUUCAUGGGGCUCAUGCAAACUUCAGUGUGGAGUCUACCCCCUCUUGUGAUUGGCUGCCGCCUGUUGCCUGUUGGAUAAAAAGCGCAGCAGAGAAGAGGGCAGAGAGAUAAAGAAGGAGAAUCACAGAGCUGAUUGCAUCAGGGACUGGCUUUUAUUUUGAGGGAGUGGAAGACAAAAAGUGAAAUCUCACCGCCAUGACAGGGAAGGAGGGAGUUGUGCUCUCAGACACUGUGAAUAGACAGAAAUCAGCCUCACAAACCAGCUUGAACCACGGGGGAUCCCAGCAGCCAGUCUGGAAGAUGGCUCCCACGGUGCACCGGCGCACCGGCUUUGGGAUCCAGGAGCUGCUCGGCCUCAACAAGGAGCCGCCGGCGGCACCGAGGCGGCCGCUGGAGGCUCUGCCGCAUAGUGCGCACGUCCUGGCCGCCAGGUCGGCCCUCGGACACGGGGGUCUCGGGGUCGGUGUGGGUUUGCUGGGACCAGAGGGAAUACACUCGUUUUACAGCCAGCCUGCUUUUCUGGAGGUGCUGGCAGAGGCGCAGAAUGUGCACCUGCAUCCGCUGCACAGAGCGGCGCACAUGGACCCACAGAUGGAGGCGCAGCACUCCGCCAGCUCCGAUUCUGAUGACAUGAGUCUCUCCUCCGGUGAUCAGAAGUUCUCUAAAUCAUCAAUGAGUCAGAGCAAGAAACGAAAGAAAAGACGACACAGAACCAUUUUCACUUCCUAUCAGCUGGAGGAGCUGGAGAAAGCUUUUAAUGAAGCCCACUAUCCAGAUGUUUACGCCAGAGAAAUGCUCUCCAUGAAGACUGAGCUACCAGAAGACAGAAUACAGGUGUGGUUUCAGAACCGCAGGGCCAAGUGGAGGAAAAGGGAGAAGUGUUGGGGUCGCAGCAGCGUGAUGGCAGAGUACGGCCUCUACGGAGCUAUGGUCCGUCACUCCAUCCCCCUGCCCGAGUCCAUCCUCAAGUCAGCCAAGGAGGGCGUCACAGACUCCUACGCUCCGUGGUUAUUAGGUAUGCACAAGAAGUCAGUUGAUACCACACACACCUCCUCUGGAAAACCCUGCAGCCUCACACCACCACCACCAACAACAACACAGGAGAAACCAGUGGACAAAGUGAUGCAGGAACAGAUGGAGAAACGGAUCAAAGACACUACUAACGCAUCCAUUUCUAAAGAGGAACUGAGGGAGAACAGUAUUGCUGCGCUGCGAGCUAAGGCGCAGGAACACAGCGCUAAGGUGCUGGGGACAGUUUCCGACAAAACAAACGACCACGUAACCCAUAAAGAGGAAGCUGAGGACAAUGUGAUGGAGCAGGGGACAGCAGAAGUGGAGAAGAGUGACUGAAAGAAGCUGCAGAAUACAGACUGAUGGUGAAAAUACCGGCAGAGUGGAGUUUUCAGAAUUCAGAGGCAGAUGUUUCAUUGGUUGAGUUGAACCUCGGUGCACGUGGAGUCUGAACUGUUGAUCAAACCCACAGAUCAAAUAUCAUAGUCAUAGAUAAGUGAAUGAGACAUUAUUUUCUUUACCCACUUGAGCUUACCUGUCAAGGUAACUGAAGGUUCUUUGGCUCCAACGAUUGUGAUGUAUUAACUAAACCAAUGAGAUUAUUUCUUCCUCACUGAAAUAUUUGUACAGCAAACUACACAACACCUUUUCAUGUCGCCUUCUGUAGGAGAAUGAAGAAGGCUUAAACAUUGAAAUGUUUUCGUAACAUUUACUGCAGAUGUUCUGAU